UUCAAAGUCCUAAAUAAAGCACAAUUCCCACAAUGCACAACCCGUUUCUCUCUCCCUGAAUAAAUUCCCAUUCAUUCAUCCAUAGAACAAAGCUACGAAUUUUGGUUUUUCUCGCAUCAAUUUCUCAUCCUCUGCAAUUUCUUCUACCUGUGGUGGUGGUGGUGUCAGAGUUUCACAUUAUAUGGCAACAACAACUGGGUGAAGCUCUGAAACGCCACCGUUUGAUAGAUAGAAAACAAAAGAGCACAAUGGAGGCAGAGAGGAUGAGACAGUUGAUGCUCCUUUAUUGUAGAAAGCAAAGUAACCGUGUGGCUCUUAUGGGUGGAAACCAUACCGCUGCAAGGUUCUGCGCUCGCUAAAGUUCCCACCUUUUCGAUUCGCUGGCUUUUUGUUACUUCGUUCUCGCAAUCAUCUUCAGUUUUCUGCAUCUGGGUCUUCUCCGUUUUUGCUGCAAAGGUAGGAAAUGGAAUUGGGUCGUGGGUAUAGGAGCAAGAUGAAUAAGCAUCAUUUGCAUGGUGGAGGGAUUAGUUUGAAUUCUGAUACUGUUUUUGUUAUCAAGAUUCCUGAUGCACGGUUUCUUCGCAUUGUUUCACGGUCUGUGUUUUUGGCUAUGGCUCUUGCAACGUUGCCUUUUCUUGGGUCUAUUCUGAAGGGAUUCUCACCAAGUUUGGGUACAGUUGAUUCUGGAUUUGAUGCUACUGCGUCUGGGAACAUCAAUGCUGAGGUGUUGAAUUCGAUUCUCCAUGAUUUGGGUGAGGAAGGCCUUCUCAAAAAGGAGGAUAAGGCUCUCAUUGUUAGCCCUCCACAUGGGUUUGAGGGUGUUGCUAUGUUGAACUUGAACAGUGAAGUUUAUGUGGCUAUGGAUUCUGAUUUAGAGAGACGGAGCUCUUUCCCAGAUGAGUCAUAUGAUUUUGUGUUUGCCCCUAGAUUUGAAGAUGCUAUGUUUGCUGAUCGCAUUUUGAGAAUUAAUGGCAUUCUGGCUUUCCCAUUGAGCAGUAACCCAUCCAAUGUUGGUUUAAGAAAACAGUCUAAUUAUAGAGUUGUGUAUCUUAGGAGAUAUGACUCUAUCAUUGUUGCAAUGAGGAAAAUUGGCCUGGCCAAUAACUUGGUGGAUUCUUCUCCAAAGAGAAAGCUUUGCCAAUUUGCAACUGAGGCCAAAACAACUGCUUUAAAGGGUCUUGAAGAUGUGCUCCUUGAGCCUCCAAAACAGCAGGCUUUUGCCAAAUCAAACAAGAACUUGAAGAUCAAGUACCUGCCUGAGGUGUUGGGUGAUUCUCUUGAAGGUUACAAGCGAAGAGUCUUCAUUGGUGUGGGCUUGCCUGAGGAAAACAAGGGAGCAAUUGAAUGGUUUGAGAGGAACUACCCAAAGAAGAGUGCAAAAUUCGAGAUUCAGAGUCUCCUGGAUGCACCAGAAGACCCGGUUGUGUUCCAUACAGAUGUUUCUGAUUGGGUAUCAAAGCAUGUGAAAGAGGAAGAGUAUGUGGUAAUGAAGGCAGAAGCAGAUGUGGUGGAGGAGAUGAUGAAGAAAAGGACAAUAUGCUUAGUGGAUGAACUCUUCCUCGAGUGCAACAAUGAAUGGUGGCAGGCCGGGAAGAGAAAGAAGAGUGGCAGAGCAUAUUGGGAGUGCGUGGCUUUGUAUGGAAAGCUGAGGGAUGAGGGAGUUGCAGUACACCAAUGGUGGGGGUUGAAUUAGACAGACAUAGCAUUUUAGUGCUAGCCUGCUUGGUGUUGCUGUGAUAUGCUCUAUAUAGCAUUACAUGUUUGGUUAUUGUUAGUUUUCUUCUGGUUUGAUGUUUGUGAAUUUGUGCCUAGGGAGAACUGAGUGUGCCAUUGAUGUAUCCUAUUUGUAUUUCUUUUACACAAUUCUAACCAUAAUAA
This is a messenger RNA of Gastrolobium bilobum, 1878 nucleotides long. RefSeq lists its product as uncharacterized. The transcript has a single exon. The record is from RefSeq and is a predicted model, not a curated record. NCBI's taxonomy places the organism in Eukaryota, Viridiplantae, Streptophyta, Magnoliopsida, Fabales, Fabaceae. The coding region runs from base 464 to 1693 and encodes 409 amino acids.